Messenger RNA from Entrophospora sp. SA101, 1086 nucleotides. Lineage: Eukaryota; Fungi; Glomeromycota; Glomeromycetes; Entrophosporales; Entrophosporaceae. The record is from the annotation of a GenBank genome assembly.
AUGGUAGUGGUUGGUUAUUACAAUUUGCAACUUGUCGCCUAUGGAUAUAAAUGUAUUUUGGUAUAUGAAGGGAGCAAAUUGUUACUUUACUUAGAACCAGGAAAGUUUUUAGGUGAAUUUAUAGAAGAAUUAAAAGUUGAUUUGAUUUGGGGUGAUUUAAUAGAGGAUAAAGAAGUUGUAUUAACAAUCAAUGAUUCUAUCGACAAUCUUUUUCAAAUAAUAUUGACUGAGGAUAAUAAACACAUGAAUGAAAUUACAUUUAACAACAUAAUUGAAGCUCACAAAAGGCAUCAGAAAUUACAUGAUCUUUAUCCAAGUGAUCUUGUUAUUCUUGUUUCUUUACAAGUUCGACUUAUUCCAUACUUUCAGCAAUUCCUUUAUGAAGAUAGUGAAGAAUGUGGUGAUGCUGAUGUAAAUGAUGAUUUGUUAAAAGACACUGAUUACACAGAAAAUGAAUUUGCCAUUGAAAAAUUCAAAAAAAAAAUUCUAAAAUAUAUCAAAUCACAUGAUAACAUUCCAUCUUAUACACUUGAAAUGGCAAAUUCGAUUCUCAGCUGUGAUGAAAUUCAAAGCAACCAUUUAUUGUUUGAAGGAAUUUUAUGUUGUUCAUACUUGGAAAAAGAACAACCAAAACUUUACAAGCAAAUUGAAACAAAAAAAAAUUUGAACUAUUUUAAGUUGGAUGUUGAAAGAUAUAAGGCUCAAUUAUCAGAUAAUCAAAUGAAAUUAAUAAAAGAUUUGAUCAUCCACAACACUCUUGAUUAUAGGAUUACUAGUCAAAAUCAAAAACUAGAUCUUGCAAUAAUUAAUUUAGUAGAUAGCUUUAAAAAGAUAUGGAAAUUAAAAUGUUAUCAACGAUCUGAUAAGUAUGUAAAUGAAAAGACAUUUGGGCAUAAUAUUGUGGAUAAAAUAAUUGAUUUCAUAUUCUAUGAUAUAGUUGCAGAAUCUAAAUGGAAAAUAUCAUCAACAUUUGGUAAAUUAAACCAAGAAAUAAAUGCAACAAUAUCAACACCAACAAAUCAACCAAUCACGACUUUAGAACCUGGUUCUGGUGGAAGUAUCUUCACUACAAAUUGUACACCAUAA